Messenger RNA from Xyrichtys novacula (pearly razorfish), 5023 nucleotides. The record is from the annotation of a GenBank genome assembly. Lineage: Eukaryota; Metazoa; Chordata; Actinopteri; Labriformes; Labridae.
AUUUCCCAGAAUUCCUCUGACGCUAUCUACGCACGUUCUAAAACCUGAGCGACUUUUCCAGCGCUACUUACUUUUUCCAGAAUAGCUAGCUAACGUCCGCCUAACCAAGCCUCCUUUUCAAGCAGUGCACGCCACAGGGAGCCUUCAUACUGGGAUUUUGAAUGCGUGGAAGUGGUGAUAUCUUCGGUUAGUAAAGAUUUAAACACGCAGAGUCCGGUGCUGCGUGGAAACUAACUCGUUGGUAAUAUACCCGGCGGUAACGAUGUGAAGUGACUUGCUAGCCAAACAUCAUUGACAACAACAAACAAGAAGGGGCAGGGCAGCAACUUAGGUCAGUCUGAACGCUUCUGUUUCAGGUCAGCCGAGGCAAAGUUGUAAAUCAGCACAGGGAUAAAGCUGUGGCUGCGUGUUACCGAGUCACUAUGAUGUUACAAUCGUGUAGUUAUGAAGCGAUGGGAUUGUAGCUAGCUCGCUAACCUGACAGCUGUCCUCGUGUAAACCAAACAUAGACACACACACACACUUAAAUAUAUUUAACUUCUGCGUCAUGUAGGCUUGAAAUAAGGGCUGAUUAGCUCUCUGAUAGCUACCACUGACCUGACUCUAGACAGUAUUUGUAUGUAGUUAUCCAUCUCUCUUCACCAUGCAUCACUCUGCUCCCACAAACACUGAACUGGGGUUUCUGCCAGCCAUGUAUUCAUUCUCAGGGCCCACGAGCCUCCCUGAAUUUGACCUCGGACCCCCCAACACGUCCAGCAAUCUACGGAGAGCAACACUAUCCAACAGGCAAGUAGCUUCAUUCAUAACAGAGUGGGGUAAGUUGAGCCAAAGGGUAAGUUGAACCACCCCCUGUUGCUUGGAAAUGGUCAAAGAAAUUGAUCAUGUGACCAAAUAUUUAGGAGAUGGGCAUCAAUUCAUGGAGUCUGUGAAGGUUAGAAGCACAUGGGUGAAGGGGUUAGACAUUUAUUUACAAAAACAAAAACAUUUUUUACUCUUGAAAGUGAAUUUAGUCUGUCGUAAGUUUUAUUAGAAUUGUGUUCAGACCAAAAAAGAUCAAUUGUGGUAUUAAUGAGCUACAACAUCAUGUCAAAAACCUAAAAUAAAAGUCCACCAUUUUAGCUUAGAGGACUAUUAAAGUCAUCAUAGUAGUUCAGGGUUAAGUUUUGUCUUAAUGGUCUUGAGCCUUCUUAUCUUUCAGAAAUGCUUUUACCUUAUGAACCUUCACAGACCCUGUGCUCCUCUGGCAGCAGGCACCUAGUCAUAUCAAAAGUCAGGACACACUCAUGGUGAGGCGUCUUUUCAAUAUUACAGCCCUCGUCUAUGGAACAGCCUGCCGGAGGACCUCAGAGCUGCAGAGAACGUUCAUGUUAUUAAGAGCAGACUCAAGACCCACCUUUUUAGCUUAGCUUUUAAUUGAUAUUUAUUUUUUUUGUCUUCAUUUAUUCUAGUUAGCCUAGGUUUAUACUAGGUCUGUGUUUUAGUUUUUACUUGUUUUUAUCCUUUUAUCAUUUUUAGGACCCCAGUGUUUCCUCUGACGGAGCCCUCAGCACCAGGAGCGGUGGUCGUUUGUGGUCCCUGUGUCUGUGUCCUGUAGCUGCGGGCGACUCUCUGCUCCUGGUGCUGAUGGCUCCUCUGAUGGCGCCUUCUCAACUGGCUCAUCUGCACUCAGACUUGACUGUAAAGCACUUUGAGUCACAUUCCUGUAGGAAAAGUGCUGAAUAAAUAAAGUUUGAUUGAUUGAUUGAUUGAAGUUGAGCCAGUGGAUUAACUGAAAAGUAAAGGAGUCUGAUGAGAGGAUACGGCUCAACUUACUCCACUCCUAUGGCCAAGUUACCCCAUACACGGGGUGAGUUGACCAUAGGAGACCACUUUUUUUUGGGGCAUGCUAUAUUAUCAAGACAGUUCUGUUUACACUCAUUCUGUUGGUUUGCAGGGAUGAACAACAUCUUGAAAUAUAUGCAGAUACACUAGUUAAAGACAAAACUAGGAUUGACUUGAUGUAGUGAUCCAAAAUAUGAAAAAUGGCUCAUCUUACCCCACUCUCCCCUCUGUCUUUGUUAUGACCACUUGUGUUUUCCUCACUCUACAGCUGGGAGACAAGAUGCCUCAGAAAGCACAGGAGGAGAAGUGAUGAUGAGUAAGUAAAAGUAAGACUUGCAUAAUAUUCGUCAAUAUCUGAAAACGUCAAAUGUAAACAGAGAAAUCUUGAAUGUUUUCUCAGGGGUUGUAGUGCAAAACGGAGGAGAUUAAUGUGUGAGGCAGAGGUGGCUAUUCCAGACAACUCGGACAAUCAGCACGACUGGCCUGCAGUCAACAGCUGCCCUCCUACGUCUACACAGCAAGCCAGCCCCACACCUCCACAGCCCUGCCCAGCACCUCAGAAUUUAACUCUGGCACCGUCUGACACCACCCUGACCCGAUCUGAGGCAGAGAGCUCCUGCAUGGAGAUAGAGGCAGCUCAGAGGAAACUUCAGGAGAUCGAGGACAGGUGUGUAACGAGAAGAAUAUGCAAAAUAAUAAUUAUGAAUCCUGCCAACUGACGGCUUGUCUGUUCAAAAAACAGUUUAAUCACACAGUCAUCCUAUCACCACAAUCCAGUAUCUACUUGAUGAAACAAUGAGAGAAGAAUGAAAAUGUAUCCUGUAAGAUUUAGAGCUUGUUUAUGAAUAUAGGAGGCAACAGCAUGCAGGGAAAUCAUUGCUUUCACUUGAAUUUAGAUAGAAAAGAAACAUAAAAACUGCUGCUGGAAUAACAAAGUGCUACUAAAUGUUUAAAUGGAUACAGAGUUUACUUUAAAGUGUAGAGAGAGAGAUGGAAGCACUUAUAUUUGUGACACGACUCCAAAGUGUCUUCCAUUAGGCGGACUAUUACAGUUUUAAAAUAACCAGGCAAAGAGGCUCUUAUUCUCUGAGGGGUUAUCAGUGAAGCAUCUCCUUCCUCAUGAUGAGCUAUAUAAAGCACAGAAGUGUUAUUUCGUGGUUUUGUCCUUUUUCCGGUGAAAUAUUUAUCAUACUGAAGCGACUGUAAUUUAGUGUUUGAUAUUCACGACAUGUCUUACCUUUUUGAUGAUCGUAAACCAAACUUUGCUCAGGAAAUGUGGCUGAUGGUUUGUUUUUUUGGUGUAAAUAAUGUGGAUUCAUCUGGUCUAGAUAUUGUGUUACAUAACUCCUGACUGUUUGUUUGAGAGCUUGUUUCAGUUGAUCUGUUAAGUCACUCAUGAACUCACGAGUGGAUAUUAUGAUAUUGGUGUGUCGCAGAAUUACACUGGAGGAUGACGAUGAGGAUGAAGAUCUGGAUGUAGAGCCAGCCCCCAGACGGCCAGUGCUGGUGAUCUCUGACAGUCUGAAGGAGGGUCUGCAGCGGGGCAUCAGCGACAUCCUGCCCCACACAGUCGCCCAGUCUGUGUAUGUUCUCGAAUCAGAGUCUGGGCAGCUCUACUGUCUGUCUCUCAUGUGUUUGCAAACUUCUUUCUUCCUCAUCUUCCUCCUCAGAAUGAAAAUGAUAAAACUUUGCACAAUCAAAAAUACAUUUAGAGCUCAUCGAUCCAAUGGAGGUGCGAGAAAAAUACUUCUACUCAUAAAAAAAUCGGUUUUCAACUUUGCAACCACAUAUAAAACAGUUAAGAUGGACCAAUCAGGGAUAAGCGUGUACAAUACUGUGUUCUCAAAAGAAAGGAGAAAAACAGUAACAUCCUCUGUGGAUUUUUCUUAAUCUACUCCACCUGUGCCAAAGUCCAUCUCCAGACCAAUCCCUCCAGAGUUAAAUUCAUCUUUGGAUCUAUCUUACCAGAAAUUUGUCUUCCUCAAAAACUUUUUAACACUUUCAUGAAGUGACAAAUUAGUGCAGAAAUAACCCAUUUCUUAUGGUGUUGGAGUACACAGUUUUCUGAACCUUUUCUAAUGAAUGAAUUAAUAUCUGAAGUUGUGAAAUCUUCCUCCAGUUCUUUGUAUGUCACUCACCAGAUUUAAGUUUAUAUUUUUUCCUGACUCUUCUCCUUUUCUUUAGGAGUCAUUCCUGUAUGGAGUUGGUUUUGUGGCGGCCGCUGGAUGAUCCCUUCUGUCAGAAAAAAAAGGUCUCACUGCCAAAGCAGCGUAAACAGCAGACGCUUCCUCGGCAGCCCCUGACUCCGUGUCCAUCUCCCACCCCUCACUGUUGCGUCAGCUCCUCCAGUUCACCUGCAGACACACCUGCAGAGACACACUCUCCAGUAUACAGCUUUUCUGUGGUCCACAACUCUGGUGAGGAAGACAUGGAGAUGUGAAGAUGCUCUCUGACUAAAAAAAGCCAAAGUGAGGACUCGACAUGUCGGCACAAUAGAAUGAAGAGACUCUAAAAGGAGUCUGAACCGUCUGAAUGCUUCAGUUCAGCAUGUUUGCUGUUCUAUCAAACAUUGUGCUGUUUUAAGGUUAAUUUCAAACACUGCUUCUGCUUCACAGUUACUCGGUUUAGGUGUUUUGAAAAUUAAUCCCCAUGUAGCUAUCUGUUAAGUGAACGACAUGAUUUAAUCAGUCAGUUGUUUUUUAUAUUCAGAUUCCAAGUUAAUGAUCUGUGAUGAGUUUGAGAAGCUCUGUAGACGGCAUUGCAAAAGUUAAUUUAACACAAGUAUUAGCAUUAAAUGUUGAUCUUUAAAGUUUGUACAUAGUUUUUGUAAAAGCUUAGCCAACAACAGGCUGAUGUUCUGUAAAUAUUUUGUUAAACAUCAGAGUGAAGAAUCAGAGUUUUUGUACAGUUUUUAUGUUCUGCUCUUUCAGCAUCUUUAAAAACUUGCUUCGUAUUGCUGGCAGCAUGACUUCCUGCUUGCGGUUGUACUUGUUGUGUUAGAAAGAAUAUCUUCCAAUGAGGCAAAGCAAGUAUCUGUGAGCUUUGAGGAAUUUGCAAAGAAGUCAAAAAAAUACAUUUUUUUGUGAUAUGAUUGUAUUUUCAUAUGCACAUUGCCAGAGUUUGAAACAGCCAUCGAGUGUUAUUACUUUUUGUUUCUAAAUAAACUCUAAUAUUGUCCUUGGAGAUUGUAGUUGAAUGAACC